Molecule: messenger RNA, 280 nt
Organism: Bactrocera tryoni
Lineage: Eukaryota; Metazoa; Arthropoda; Insecta; Diptera; Tephritidae
Product: protein EFR3 homolog A-like
Exons: 2
Coding region: 17-280 (87 amino acids)
Biological process (GO): protein localization to plasma membrane
Cellular component (GO): plasma membrane
Source: RefSeq, a predicted model, not a curated record
GGCGCUUCAAACUCAGAUGCCAAAUAUUUUGAAAUCGCGCCACAAGCGCCUUGUCAACAAAAUUUAUCCGAAGAACCCAUACGAGGGAUUAAGGAGAGACAAUUUAAAAAGGCUGUUGCUUUACGCGCAUAACCGACAGGAAAACUAUAUUCGUGUCUUAACGUACCUGACCACAAAACUAAAGAAAUACGUGGUAAUUGAUCAGGAGGCGUACAUAAAAAUCACAAUGGAGGCGCUGAACUCAGUGAUAUUCGGAAUUGUAAAUGUACCACAUAUAUAA